AUGAAUUAACAAGAAUAAACGAAUAUAAUCAGUGCAGAUCCCUUUUUGUAAACAUUCUUUCUAAUCAAUAACCUUUAUAAUCAAUAAAUAUUUUAAUACAGUACAAUUUAUCAAUAGUCUAUUAGUGAAUUCUUAGGUGUAAUGUGUUCCAAAAGUAGAAUGUAGAGAAGAAAAUACUAAAAUUUUGGAGGAUUCAAAUAAUGAUAAAAAAAUACAAUAGCAUUAUUACAUCACUUCAAAUUAAAAUUAACCACUUGUAAGAACAAGCAAAGGUGUAAUUAACAAAGGAUAUACACAUAGAAAUGAUGUGGAUACAUCAUAAAGAGUAAAUGGUAUCAACAAAUUUUUAUUAUUUAAUAGGUCAUUGGAGUCAACAAGAACAUCAAAUGUAUCUUUAAUUUGUCAAUGAUCACUAAGAUAUUUUGAAGUCUAAAUAUGAUAAGAAAUCAAAGAAAAUCUUUAAAUUAAUGAGUCAAUCUAUUUUUACAAGAACAGCCACUUAAUGUAGAUCACAUCAUUAAAAGUUUAAUCCUCUUUAAAAAAGUAAGAGAAAAGAAAAAAACAAUUUACGACCAAUUCCAACCGUGAUUACUUAAGAAAAUUGA
This is a messenger RNA of Paramecium pentaurelia, 605 nucleotides long. The record is from the annotation of a GenBank genome assembly. NCBI's taxonomy places the organism in Eukaryota, Ciliophora, Oligohymenophorea, Peniculida, Parameciidae.